ACGCACAACUGAGGCCGGUCCACCCAUUUAUAAAAUACCGCCACUACAAGCGAUCACAAAUUCUCUCAUCUUUUGUUUUUCGCCUUGGUUUUUCUUCUUCAUUUUCUCCUUUCCUCGAUCAAAAACCUCAGCUCUCUUACCGCCAAAGGAGGAUCAUCUUUUCAGGUUUUGCGAUGGCAUCGAAGCGGAUCUUGAAGGAAUUGAAGGAUUUACAGAAGGAUCCUCCUACAUCUUGCAGCGCUGGUCCUGUUGCUGAAGACAUGUUCCAUUGGCAGGCAACAAUCAUGGGUCCACCAGACAGUCCUUAUGCUGGGGGUGUUUUCCUGGUGACCAUCCAUUUUCCUCCAGAUUAUCCCUUCAAGCCUCCCAAGGUGGCAUUUAGAACGAAAGUAUUCCACCCUAAUAUUAACAGCAAUGGGAGCAUUUGCCUAGACAUCUUAAAGGAACAGUGGAGUCCUGCGCUAACGAUAUCCAAGGUACUGUUAUCAAUCUGUUCUUUACUGACGGACCCAAACCCUGAUGAUCCAUUGGUGCCGGAGAUUGCUCACAUGUACAAAACCGACAAGAACAAGUACGAGACAACUGCAAGGAGCUGGACCCAGAAGUACGCCAUGGGCUAACGAGCAUUGUUGUGUGCAAGGGGAAACCCCCCCCCCUUUUUUUUUUUUUUCUUUUUUCGUAUAUUCUGGUUUUUAAAAAAGGUCUAUGCAUGAUGAAUGUUUGUUCUGUCAUUUGAAUCCUAAAAUGAACUUAAAAGGAGGUCAACAACCUGGCUUGAGUUUGAAAAAAGAAGAAGCAAUUGUUGCUUUUUCUAAUGUUGAAUGUAUGCAUAAACGUGAACUUUGGAACAGAGAAAUUUGUGUCCUAACUCUGAAAAUGUUAACAAUUCUCCUUAAUCAUAGUUAUAUAUUUGAUAAA
Messenger RNA from Gossypium raimondii (Peruvian cotton), 918 nucleotides. Its product is annotated as ubiquitin-conjugating enzyme E2 10. The transcript has 5 exons. Gene Ontology annotation, biological process: protein polyubiquitination. NCBI's taxonomy places the organism in Eukaryota, Viridiplantae, Streptophyta, Magnoliopsida, Malvales, Malvaceae. Gene Ontology annotation, cellular component: nucleus. Gene Ontology annotation, molecular function: ubiquitin conjugating enzyme activity. The coding region runs from base 174 to 620 and encodes 148 amino acids. The record is from RefSeq and is a predicted model, not a curated record.